Alligator mississippiensis (American alligator) is the source of this 4993-nucleotide messenger RNA. RefSeq names its product phosphatidylinositol transfer protein membrane associated 1 (gene PITPNM1). The coding region runs from base 320 to 4054 and encodes 1244 amino acids. The record is from RefSeq and is a predicted model, not a curated record. Gene Ontology annotation, molecular function: phosphatidylinositol binding; phosphatidylinositol transfer activity; phosphatidylcholine binding. Gene Ontology annotation, biological process: phospholipid transport. Gene Ontology annotation, cellular component: cytoplasm. NCBI's taxonomy places the organism in Eukaryota, Metazoa, Chordata, Crocodylia, Alligatoridae. The transcript is spliced from 24 exons.
CAGCCCGGGGGCUGCGGGAAGCGAGACCAGCUAAAAAUAGGUCCCUCCCUUCCCCCGCCCCAGCCAACUCGGCCACGCCGCGCUCCUCCUCGGGAUCCGGCCGGCGGGGGGAGCGGAGCAGCCGGGCCGCAGCCCCCCGAGCGAUGCCAGGCGAGGCCGCGCAGCGGGGGCGGGAGCGGGCGUGCAAGGCCGGCUGGCAGCUGCCGGGGCCCAGCGCCAAGUGCUGAGCGCGCCCCGCCCCGCCCCGCCCCGCCCCGCCCCUGCAGCGCCCGGAGCAUCCCCGCCGCGGCCGAGCCGGACAGGUUCCCCUUGGGUCGCCAUGCUGAUCAAGGAGUACCACAUCCUCCUGCCCAUGAGUCUGGACGAGUACCAGGUGGCCCAGCUCUACAUGAUCCAGAAGAAGAGCCGGGAGGAGUCGAGUGGGGAGGGCAGUGGGGUGGAGAUCCUGGCCAACAGGCCCUACAGUGAUGGCCCAGGGGGCAGCGGUCAGUACACCCACAAAAUCUACCAUGUGGGCUCUCACAUUCCCAGCUGGUUUCGAGCCCUGCUGCCCAAGGCGGCACUGCAGGUGGAGGAGGAGUCCUGGAAUGCCUACCCCUAUACACGCACCAGAUACACCUGUCCCUUUGUGGAAAAGUUUUCCAUUGAGAUUGAGACUUACUACCGGCCCGAUGCUGGCCAACAGACAAACAUCUUCAACCUCGGUGCUGCAGAGAAGAGGCAGAGGAUUCUGGACACGAUUGACAUUGUGCGGGACCCCAUCUCACCCAAUGAGUACAAGGCUGAGGAGGACCCCAAGCUGUAUCGGUCGGUGAAGACAGGCCGGGGACCACUCGGUGAAGACUGGCUGGAGGUCACAGCCAAGGGAGCCCUCAUGUGUGCUUACAAACUCUGCAAAGUGGAGUUCCGUUAUUGGGGCAUGCAGUCCAAGAUAGAGCAGUUCAUCCAUGAUGUUGGACUGCGUAAGGUGAUGCUGCGGGCACACCGCCAGGCUUGGUGCUGGCAGGAUGAGUGGACGGACCUGACUAUGGAGGACAUCCGGCAGCUGGAGGAGGAGACGGCCCGUAUGCUGGCCCAGAAGAUGGCCAAGUGCAACGAGACUGAGGAGGCCCCCUCAGCUACCCCCACCACUGUAGGCCAUGUUGAGCUGGGUGGCACCAAUGGGCAGGAGGGUACUGAAGCUCAGGGGGUCUCUGACACUUCCCCAGAUGAUACCUUUGCUAAGCAGUGGUCUCUGUCUUCCCGCUCCUCGCAUUCAUCCCAGCAUGGAGGGGGGGUGUCUCCCCAGAGUCUCUCAGAGUGGCGUAUGCAGAACAUCGCUCGUGACUCAGAGAACAGCUCUGAAGAAGAGUUCUUUGAUGCCCAUGGAUUUUCUCUGGGUGUGUAUGGAUGUAGAUGUCUGUCUCAUGGGCUGUCCCCUGCAGAGGAUCUAUCUGACAGUGAUGAGGUCUUUGCCAAGGAGAUGACCAAGUGGAACUCCAAUGACUUCCUGGACACACUGGAGCGACCAGGAGACCUGGAUGAGGGGCUAGGUGAUGGAGCUGCUGUGGCCAAACUUGAUGGAGAAAGGCUGACUGAGGCCAGCUUCUCUGAGGGUGGCUUGGCAGAGUGUGCAGCCCAGGCCUGCUGUAUCCACGCACUCUUCCUCAUUCUGCACAGUGGGAACAUCCUGGACCAGGGCACAGGGGAGCCAGGCUCCAAGAAGGCUGAUGUGCAGACCCUGGCUGCCACCUUUGAUGCUGUCACUCGUGUCCACUUCCCUGAGGCACUGGGCCAUGUGGCUCUGCGCCUGGUGCCCUGUCCACCCAUCUGUGCUGCUGCCUAUGCCCUUGUCUCCAACCUCAGCCCUUACAGCCAUGAUGGGGACAGCCUGUCCAGCAGCCAGGACCACAUCCCUUUGGCUGCCCUACCACUCCUAGCUACAUCCUCGGGUGGCUACCAGUAUGCUGUGGCCACUGUCAUUGCUCGUGCCAACCAGGCCUACAAUGCCUUCCUGCGUUCUGCUGAGGGCAAUGGCUUCUGUGGCCAGGUGGUGCUGAUUGGUGACUGUGUUGGGGGCAUCCUGGGCUUUGAUGCACUCUGCCAGAGCCGAGCAGGUACCACUGGAAGUCGGGGUAGCAGCCGCCGAGGGAGCCUGAGCACAGAACCAAUCUCUCCAGAGCUGCACAGUGGGAAGGACCCACUUGUCGAGGGGGCAGAUGGAGUAGGAGGGCCAAGCAGGGGCAGCCCUGAGCCAGGGGCACUUCUGCCCCCCCGGGAAUGCAGAGAUGUGGACUCUGUGCGACAGCAACACAACUUCCUAUGCAGCCUGCAGGCCAGUGUUCCCCCAGUGGAGGGGGAGGCACAGCGAGGCAGCGCGUGCGUGGUGCUGGAUGGGGCUGAAAGUGCAAGUGCCCGCCUCGAUUUCAAGGUGUCUGGUUUCUUCCUGUUUGGCUCACCCCUGGGACUGGUCCUCGCUCUGCGCAAGACGGUCAUGCCAGCCAUGGAUGUGGCCCAGCUGCGCCCUGCCUGUGACCAGAUCUACAACCUGUUCCAUGCAGCUGACCCUUGCGCCUCACGCUUGGAGCCCCUGCUGGCGAAGGCCUUCCAUGCCAUGCCCCCCCUGAGUGUGCCCCGCUAUCAGAAGUACCCACUGGGAGAUGGAACCUCUGCACUGCUGGCUGAGGCCCUGCAGAUGCAUUCUGCCCUCUUCCUCGAUGAUGCAGAGGUGACGGUUCCCGUCACCCCCACGAGUGGCUUUGCCGGCUUCUGGAGAGGCAGUGAAGUGGGUGAGAUGCCCACACCCACCAGCACCAGUGAGGUUGUCAAGAUCCUGGAGCGGUGGUGGGGUGUGAAGCGCAUUGACUAUUUGCUGUACUGCCCUGAUGCAUUGACUGCCUUCCCCACCAUCACUCUGCCCCACCUCUUCCAUGCCAGUUACUGGGAAUCCUCUGAUGUGGUGGCCUUCAUCCUGCGACAGGUAAUAGAGAAGGAGCGCCCCCAGCUGGCAGAGUGUGAGGAGAGCUCCAUCUACAGCCCUGCUAUACCCCGAGAAAAGUGGCAGCGAAAGCGCACACAAGUGAAGAUCCGGAAUGUGACGGCCAACCACCGUGCCAGCGAUGUCAUUGUCUGUGAGGGGAGGCCCCAAGUGCUGAGUGGGCGCUUCAUGUACGGGCCCCUGGAUGUAGUGACACUGACAGGGGAGAAGGUGGACAUCUACAUCAUGACGCAACCACUGUCGGGGAAGUGGCUGUACUAUGGCACGGAAGUGACUAGUGGAAGCGGGCGUCUGGCCUUCACCAUCCCACCCGACAAGGCCCUGGCCAUCGGCAUGUACCCUGUGCGCAUGGUGGUCAGGGGUGAUCACAGCUAUGCUGAGGCAUACCUGACCGUGGUGGCACGGGGCACGGAGGCAGUUGUAUUCAGCAUUGAUGGCUCCUUCACAGCCAGUGUUUCCAUCAUGGGCAGUGACCCCAAGGUGCGGGCGGGUGCUGUGGAUGUGGUGAGGCACUGGCAGGACUCGGGUUACAUGAUCGUCUAUGUGACAGGCAGGCCUGACAUGCAGAAGCACCGCGUGGUGGCCUGGCUGUCCCAGCACAACUUCCCCCAUGGUGUUGUCUCCUUUUGCGACGGUCUUACCCAUGACCCCCUGCGCCAGAAAGCUGCCUUCCUGCAGAGCCUACGCACUGAGGCAGAGAUCACUAUCAUGGCUGGCUAUGGCUCUGCCAAGGACAUCUCAGUCUACAGCUCCCUGGGGCUCUUGCCCUCCCAGAUCUACAUUGUGGGACGGGCUGUCAAGAAGCUGCAGAGCCAGUGUCAGUUCCUGUCCGAGGGUUAUGUGGCCCACCUGGCCCAACUGGAGGCAGCAUUGCUGGCACACUCACCCAAGGGGCCGCCACGGCCCACCCUGGGCAAAGGUACCUAUGGCUGUCCUGCACCUGUUGACUUCCUGCGCAAGCAGAGCCAGCUGUUGCGGUCACGGGGGCCCAGCCAGGCAGAGCGUGAGGGAGGCACCCCACCCCCACCCCAUGCUAAAGCCCGCAGCAUCAGCCUCAAGAUGGAGAGCGAAGAGUGAGAGCAGCCCUGCAUUGUGCCAUGCUGUAUUGCAGCAGGCAGUGCUCACCACAGUGGUGGCACCCCCCAGCUAAGAGCGACAUUCAGUCGCUGCUGCCUGAGCAGAAGCCCUCCAUGGGCCAGACUGCAGAAGAAGGAGAUGCAGGCGACAGCAGUGCCAGGGGCCUGGGUUUGGUGCCAGUGUCCCAGGCAGAGAGACUUCUGUGUCUGCACCUGAGAAUUUAUCCAGCGUAACUUCCUGCCUGCUCCAGCUCACAAACCCACCCAUAGGUCUUCCUCCCCAUCCUAGGCUGUACCCCUCAUUUCCACAGCAGCCCAGUCCAGUGUUCCUCUACCCCUCUGUAGAUACCCCUUCAGUUUUCAUGCACAGUCCUCUUCUCCCAGCACUUGAACUCGGUUAUUGUCUAAAGCAGACCAUGCUGCUCCUCUGGGGAACUAUGGCUAAGCAGGACCAUUUUCUGGAGAAUGGGAGAGUUGCUGUUGGAAGCUGGGAAACAUCCCCUCUGACUCCUCCUCCUCAGAUGAAGACUGGAACUGGCACAUUUCCAUCAGGCUCUGCUGUUGGCAUCAAAGCAACUGGGGUGGGAUGGGGUGGGGGAGAGGCAGCUGUCCCUUCCUUUGGGGCUCAGCAUUCUCCUCAGUCCUUGCUGAGUGCCCUGUGCCUCCUUCACCCUGCACCCCCAGGGCCUGCAUGACCCCCUCCACCUGUGAACAGACCUGACCCCCCCCCCCCCAUGCUCUGCGUCUGAUUCUAGAACCCAGGAUGAGGGGGGCUGAGGCCGUAGCAGGGAAACUGAGGCCACACUCCCUUUGGGCAUGUUUCCCCCCCAACUUGUAACUUAUUUCCUUUUGGUGUCGAGAGUUAGGGGGAGGGAGGGGAGGGGCCUGGAUAAUCUGUGGAUCUUUGUUUUGUUUGUGAAAUAAAACCCUAGAGAAGAGA